AUGCCGCUGCGGUACUACUUGACCUUCAUCGAUGAGGUGCCGGAGGCUCCCAGCCGGCUUCGGCGGGCCGCGAGCUGUGAGCGGGCUCAUGUGGGCCAGGAGGAGCAUGAGCUGUGUGAGCAGGUCGCCAGAUUGGCCGAUCGCGCCGCACUCCUCACGCCCCUCACACGCCUCGCACUCCCGCGCCCGGCGGCUGCGGCUCCGGCGCAAGCGCUGAGCCGAGGGCAUCCGGAGCUUUGCCGCCGGCCCUGCGUGCACUUCGCGCGCCAGGGCUGCCCACAGGGAGCAGACUGCGUGUACUGCCACCUGCCCCACCCCGAGCGCGCCGUGAGCUUGGACAAGCGCUCGCGGGAGCUGGUGGCCGCCUUGGCACCACGCAGCCUGCUGGCGCUGCUGCUGCCGCUCCUCCGCGCUCGGGUCGACGCCAUGGCCGACGGGGGCAGCGCCGCGCUGAGGGCAAGGGCUUUCCUGCUGGCCUUGGAGCAGGAAGCCGUGCAGCUCGGGCCGCCGACACCUCCCGAGUGUCAGAAGAUUGUGAAGCGGCUGAAGCUGAUGACCUUUGCGAUGCUGAUGGGCUUGAUUGUCCGGUGCCCUGCUCCCUCGGUGGCUCUUGUGGCUGAAGAGGCGCUGGAGGAGAUGCGUCGGCUCUGA
Molecule: messenger RNA, 651 nt
Organism: Effrenium voratum
Lineage: Eukaryota; Dinophyceae; Suessiales; Symbiodiniaceae
Source: the annotation of a GenBank genome assembly